Molecule: messenger RNA, 791 nt
Organism: Cucurbita moschata (crookneck pumpkin)
Lineage: Eukaryota; Viridiplantae; Streptophyta; Magnoliopsida; Cucurbitales; Cucurbitaceae
Product: blue copper protein-like
Exons: 2
Coding region: 15-644 (209 amino acids)
Cellular component (GO): plasma membrane
Molecular function (GO): electron transfer activity
Source: RefSeq, a predicted model, not a curated record
CCCACUCUAUUCUAAUGCAUAGCAUUUUUGUUAAGAGUAAUUACCUUCAAAUGGCUAGCUUCCAUGCCGGAUUUGUUUGCCUCCUGGCACUUGGGUUCUGCAUGGUGCAGCCGAACUUGGCCACAGUUCACACCGUCGGAGAUACUUCCGGCUGGUCCCUUGGCGUUGAUUAUGGCACAUGGGCCUCUGGGAAGGCCUUUGUCAUCGGCGACAAACUUGCGUUCAGCUAUGGAGAAGGGCACACAGUGGACGAAGUUACCGCCAGUGACUACAAAGCAUGCACGGCUGGAAACUCCAUAACUUCCGAUAGUUCAGGCUCCACCACCAUCACCUUAAAAACUGCCGGAACCCACUACUUCAUUUGCAGCUCCAUGGGGCAUUGCGACGGCGGCAUGAAACUCUCCGUCACAGUCGGCGCCGGAGGACCGUCCACUUCUCCAUCGUCAGGGGACGACAGCUCCACCACUCCAGCGUCACCGGCAAGGGACACCCCUUCAGUCACCGGAGCCACGCCGGCGACCACCACGCCUACAAAGCAGCUUCCAGCAGGUUCGUCGAAUUCAGGGUCGUCUGUUCUCCCGAAUUUCUACGUGUCAAUUUUGGCAAUUUUGGUAGGUUCGUGGGUGUUGGCUUCAGGCUAUUAAGAAAUUGAGUUUAUAUAUGAAUUUGGCGGAGAGACUUGAGAUAUGUUUUUAUGUGAUUAUACGCCGUCGUUUUGAUUCGCGUUUUCAUUUGUUCUUAUUGAGGUGGUCGGUUGGUUUAUUUUUCACUUGUAAGAAUUUUUAAAUUAA